UAUGUUUUUUUUUGUACAAAACAGUUUAGAUUUUACACAGAAUGGUAUGAAACACUUGAGUUUGCCAAAACAUCGCCUUGGCUUUUUUCCCCCCAAUUUUUAACUGUCCAGUUUCAGUGACUCUGUGCCCACUAUUGCCUGUUGUAUUCCUGAUUUGAGCUGACAGGACUGAGAUCUGAAGGUCUUCUGCUGUAGUAGCUCAUCCACGUCAAGGUUCGAUGUGUUGUGGGUUCUGAGGUGCUUUUCGGCUCGUCAUGUUUGUAAAGCGUGCUUAUUUGAGUUACCAUAACCUUCCUGUCAGCUCCAAUCAGUAUGACCAUUCUCCUCUGACCUUUCUCAUCAACAAGUUAUUUCAGCCCACAGAACUGCCCCUCUCUGAAGGGUUCUUGUUUGUUUGUUUAUUUAUUUGUUUGUUUUUGUUUAAACUCUAGAGAUUGUUGACUGUAGAUGAACAGUUUCUGAAAUACUCACUAACAACCCAGCCUUGGUUGAAGUCACAGAGAUCAUGUUUUCCCAGUUCUGAUGUUUGAUGUGAACAUAAAGCUUGUGACCUGUGAUCUGUAUGAUUUUACACAUGGCUCUGCUGCCAUAGGAUUGACUGACUGGAUAAAUUACAUGAAUGACCAGGUGCACAGGUGAAUGUAUAUGUAAGUAUUCUACAUGAUUGCAUUUAUCUCGUGUUUAAAGAUCUUAAAUAGACUUAAUUGUUUUCCCUUUGUACAUACACACAUCAUUCAUUAAUGAUUAAUUAUACUAAUCACUUUUAGCCCUAACGGAGUUCCGGAAGUGACGCAAUUUGGAACGCGUUGGACUUAACUGGAGAAAAGCUUCCUGUCCGUGAGUUUCUCAGUGUGUGUAUUUGUGUCUGUUGGAAGCGCGCGCGUGUCCGUGUUUCCGUGUUUUCAAAGCAAAAGCACGUGCGCGCGGCUCACUAUAAAACCCGAGGAGAGCGGCUCUUUACGCACACACACACACACACACACACGCGCCAAGAAGAACAUCUAUAAGGAAGAACAGAUUCCUGAAUCCGUCGCUGACAGCGUUUAUUUCUGUCUUUAUUUAUUUAUUUAUUUAUUUAUUUAUUUGAUUUCUUAUUGUUUAUCAUGGGUCUUGUUUUCUCCUCCAUCUUUUCACGUCUCAUAGAGAAGAAGCGGAUGAGAUUACUGAUGGUUGGUCUGGAUGCAGCCGGAAAGACUACUGUCCUCUACAAACUCAAACUGGGUGAAGUCGUCACAACGAUUCCAACUAUCGGCUUUAACGUUGAGACGGUUGAGUACAAGAACAUUUCCUUCACUGUGUGGGAUGUGGGAGGACAGAAUGUCAUUAGACCCCUCUGGAGACACUACUAUCAGAACACCAUGGGCCUCAUCUUUGUGGUGGACAGCAGCGAUCGUGAGCGCAUCCAGGAAGCUGCUUUGGAGCUGCAGAUGAUGCUUGAGGAAGAUGCGCUGAGAGACGCCGCUGUGUUGGUUCUUGCUAACAAACAGGAUUUGCCCAAUGCGAUGCCGGUCCACGAGAUGACCGGGAGACUCAGGUUGCACGCACUGAAAGGAAGACCGUGGUACGUCCAGUCAACUUGUGCAACAAAAGGAACGGGUUUAUAUGAAGGACUAGACUGGCUUUCAGAUCAGCUCUCCAAACGAUAAAAUAUGAUUGAUUGCACUAAGUGAAAUGAUUUGAAAACUAUUUUACUGUAUUUAAAUCUGUCAAUAAUGUUAUGCAUAUUAUGAUAAUGUAAUGUAUGACCUUUUCUUUUUCUUACAUCUUAGAAUAUUUUUUGUUGUAUUGUUUGUUCUUGGGUUUGACUUUACAAAAGGCUGUUUACUACAAAUAUGGAAUAUAAAUAUGGAAAUAAAAAUAUCUAUUUUUU
Molecule: messenger RNA, 1870 nt
Organism: Ictalurus furcatus (blue catfish)
Lineage: Eukaryota; Metazoa; Chordata; Actinopteri; Siluriformes; Ictaluridae
Product: ADP-ribosylation factor 4-like
Exons: 6
Coding region: 1104-1646 (180 amino acids)
Biological process (GO): vesicle-mediated transport; intracellular protein transport
Cellular component (GO): cytoplasm; plasma membrane
Molecular function (GO): GTPase activity; GTP binding
Source: RefSeq, a predicted model, not a curated record